AUGGAGCAGUUCAUCUGGGAGUCAGCCCGCAGCACGUCUGCAGCGCCUUCAUACUUUCAUCCGUACAAUCAGUUCCUUGAUGGAGGCUUGAUGUCCAACAACCCUACCCUUGACAUUCUCACGGAAAUUCACGAAUUUAAGAAAGAACAAACGGUUACAAUAUCGGACGGGCAACCGACGGAUCGUGCAAGUGCUUGGUGCGAGAUGAUGAAUGUACCGUUCUUCCGGUUGUCACCGCUCCUGACAGAGGAAGUUCCCCUGGACUGUGUCGAUAAACAAAAGCUCGAGCAGAUGAUUCAGGAAACAAAAUCCUAUAUCGGGGAACAAAUGGAUAGCAUAACGAAGAUCGCGCAGUAUUUGAAAAGAGCCUGAAGAAUACCACUCAACGUGUCUCACCAGCUUGCGGUCAGGCUUUCAAGAAUUGUGCAAGACUGCGACUGCUUUGCUAACAAAGAGGAUGAACUUUUGUAUAAUAUGUUACAUGUAAUUCGUUUACUUUUUUUAUCUUUAUACGCAUACAUGUGUUCGUUGGCAUUCAUUUUUUCUUGUUUAGAAAACCUACUUAACAUUUUUAAAAUGCGUUUUGUUUUUCAAGUGUAUUUUUAUUUUAUUUUAGUGUGUUUGCAUUGA
Molecule: messenger RNA, 630 nt
Organism: Dreissena polymorpha
Lineage: Eukaryota; Metazoa; Mollusca; Bivalvia; Myida; Dreissenidae
Product: 85/88 kDa calcium-independent phospholipase A2-like
Exons: 4
Coding region: 1-372 (123 amino acids)
Biological process (GO): positive regulation of ceramide biosynthetic process; lipid metabolic process
Cellular component (GO): mitochondrion
Source: RefSeq, a predicted model, not a curated record